Molecule: messenger RNA, 3167 nt
Organism: Mesocricetus auratus (golden hamster)
Lineage: Eukaryota; Metazoa; Chordata; Mammalia; Rodentia; Cricetidae
Gene: Ermard
Product: ER membrane associated RNA degradation
Exons: 19
Coding region: 324-2240 (638 amino acids)
Source: RefSeq, a predicted model, not a curated record
CCGCCGCCUGCAUUGAGGUCCCGCGCCCUGGGAUCCUGACCCAGUCUCUGUCCCGGGACCCCUGCAGGGCGGGACCGGGCCACUUGUAGUGGACAAUGCCCUUGUGGCAGGCCCGAAGCGGGAUGAUAAGCUGCAGGGAAAGCCAGUUUACACAGCGGCGUGUUUGAUUUUAACGGGAGAUCCCGUUACCACAUGCCUUUCUCCUUUAGUGCAUGACUUGAUUUGUAACCUUGGGUUUGAACUCAGAGAAAAUUGCGAUAUCAGUAGCAUUGUAACUCAGAAUGGUGAAGUACUCUGGAAAGCACUUACAGACCGUGUGAGCUAUGCAGAAUCAGAAUCUGGAUUACAGGGGAAGUGUGCGGCUGCUGGGUCCUGUGUGUGAGGCCAUCCAUCUACAUAUCUUAUCUCUGUCCAGGGCACAGUUUGAAAUUAAGUAUUCACCAUGGUUCCAGUGGACAGCCUAUCCGGAGUUGUUUCUUGAAGUAUUUGAUGCCUUGGAAAGCCUGCACUCUCCGGCCAUCUCCCUCAGUGUGAUGAAACUGACUUCCUGUCUGGAACGAGCCUUAGGCGAUGUAUUUCUACUGAUUGGGAAAGACUGCCCCUUUCUUCUGAGAGAUCUUCUUGCAUCUGCAGAGCUUUCACAAGUCUUUGGACAUGCUGAGAUGGACGUACUGAAAGUCUUCAUCGGGUCUCCCUGUGGACUCAACCUGAGAAACGUCUUGUGGCAUGGCUUUGCUUCCCCCCAAGACAUCCCUCCAAAAUACUGUUCAACUAUGUUGUUGUUGACAGCGGGACUGGGUCAGUUACUGAAGACUUACCUUCACCAAACCAAAGUCCCAUUGGCACACCGACCUUUUGUAACCCUUACAAACCUAGAGGAUGUGACGGUCUUUCCUGGCAAGUUCUGUGUUCCACACUACCCCUUACUGUGUCUUCAUGGAGGCGUUACUUACGAGGUGCUCUCAGCAUUAGAGAAGGUGCUGGUGAAAUCCACCUUCUUCCUAAAAAUCAUGUUACCAUACUGGGAAGCGGCAGUGACCAAGUUCAAGUUGCACAGGUUUGCUGACUGCACUGUGCUGCUGCUGUCACAGCUAGAAGCCGGACUCAGGAGAGUUUUUGUUGCAGUUAACAAGUGUCCUGAUAGACUCCUUACAGCUGAGUCAACAAUUCUGUAUACCACAUUUGAUGAAAUACUGGCAAAACACUUGAAUGAUGGUAGCAUUAACCAGCUUCCUCGUUUCCUUGGAGACCCUGCCAUGGAAUUCUUGUGGGAUUUCCUGAACCAUCAGGAGGGUCCUCGUAUCCGCGAUCGUUUAAGCCAUGGGGAGAUCAACUUACGUGAAUUUCCGAAAGAAGCAGCAAGCCAGCUGCUCACAUUCUCCCUGGUGCUUCUGCUCAGAUUCACUGAGGAAGGCUCCUUGUCAGAGCUGAAGGAGGAAGCACAAAUACAGUCGCUGGUGAGUCUAGCUGAAGGCUACAGAUCCCGUUGCCACCCAGCCUUCCAGCUUCAAAAACAGGUGCUGAGCUGUGAGGAAAGCCUCAGGAUGUGGGAUGUGUUGCCUACGCCGGAAGAGCCGCAUCAGGAAGCAGCCAGAUUGGAAGGCAAUUCUGAAGCAUAUGCCUGCAACUCUUUAAUUAGCAAGAUUCUGUGUGAGUUCUGCCACCAUAUGCCUGGGAGUACCUGUGCCGUAGAUGGCCUGGAUGGUCUUCCCCCGGAGAAGUGGCCCCGGCUGCUCAAGGAGCUCUGCAGCGCACGCAUCCCCACCUUGUUCUGCCCCAGACUUGUUCUGGAAGUUCUGGUUGUGCUCCGGGGCAUCAGCUCCCAGUGCCAGUGUGUAUGUGACCAGGUCACUGCCUCUUUGCAGCUGAGACACCGGCAGUGGGUGGAGCGCAAGCUGCGCUCCAGGCAGCGGCAGAACUAUCUGCGCAUGCUCAACAGUCUUAGACUCCUGUCUCCUAUGCUUCACCUGACUUUGUUGCUCCUUGCACUGGAAGUGAUCAGUGUGCAUGCUGUCCAGGGUAAAAAUUCUCAGGAACGCCAGCAGUACCUGAGGUUCUUAAAAUGGAUCCUACAAUACACUGAGAACCUAGUGGCCUAUACUAACCAGGAGAAGAACAAAUGGAAUGAAACCAUCAAGCUGACACAUGCAGUUUUGUUGAGAAUUUGGACUUUCAGUGAGAAGAAACAAAUGUUAAUGCAUUUAGCCAAAAACGCCACAAGUCAAGCUGACACAAGUUGACAAAGAAAACACAAGUCAGGCUCCUUUGGGCUAUGAGAGAAGACUCAAACAGAUGCAACAGCAAUUUUAAACCCCACCACCAUACACAAGUGAACUUCUGGAUGAAAGAGUAAAAAUGCCAAGUUGCUGUUCAUCAGUGGGCUUUGAUCCCCACCCACCCGCCUCUUGGAUUUAACACCUUAUUUAAAGGAACAAUGUCUACAUGGUGCCAUGUCUCCAGGGAGUCAUACAGAGGACACAUGGCCCACAGACAUGAAGAUGAAUUCUACAUCUCUUCAAGGACAUCUUGUUCCCAUGCAUGAUGACUUGUUAUUGUGUGUCACAUCAGGGCACAGGAUCCUGCACCUCGCAUUGCAUCACUUCAAGGACAUGGAGUCCAUGUACAUGAAGAUGCGUCCUGAAUCACAUCAGACACAUGCAGUUCAUGCACAUGCCUUUCCCCAGCCCAUUUCUCCUAGAGAUGCGUCUACCCUCUGUGCGGUGCCAUUUGUUGCAUAGCAGCAAGAGGCGUUUUGCUGGCUGAAUUGCUGUGGUGUGGAAGUUGAUAACUGUUCCAAAAGGGCAAGGCCAGAGUCCUUUACUGUGAGAUAUCUGUCUUUUGAAAUUGACUAAAAAGAGAUUUGAUGCCAGCCGGGCGUUGGUGGCGCAUGCCUUUAAUCCCAGCACUCGGGAGGCAGAGGCAGGCGGAUCUCUGUGAGUUCGAGACCAGCCUGGACUACCAAGCGAGUUCCAGGACAGCCUCCAAAGCCACAGAGAAACCCUGUCUCGAAAAACCAAAAAAAAAAAAAAAAAAAAAAAAAAAGAGAUUUGAUGCCUGAACCUUACAAAUAUCUUUUUUCCAUGGACCCUCGCCAAACUUUAGCAAAUACUGGUAGUUCUUGCCUGCCAACCCACUUUGUUAAUUAAAUGAUGAUUUUUUUUCUUUAA